ACGAGCGCUUCGACAACUGGUUCGAGGCGGGCAUGGACUGUGUGAGAGCCGAGUACGGCCUGAACCCUGACCAGACCAUCAGUGUUCUCAACGCCGGCACCAGGACCUUUAAGCUGUUCGGACGUACUAUCUUCAGCCGGCCGGCCUCCAUCAACGGUGACGCUACCACACCGGACCCUGCUUCCCCCGCCGAGCUCAAAGUGUCCUUCUCACAAAUUGACGGUAUUGGUGGCAAUGAGCCCAACUACUACAUCGUGGAGACGGACUACGACAACUACGCGGUUGUCUUCUCUUGUUUCGACCUACCUGGACUGCCUGUGAAUAUCCAGUUUGCGUGGAUCCUGACCAGAGACAGAGGGGUAGCCCCUGCUAACCUGAACGCCAUCAAAAGCAACCUCCAAGCUGCUGGCGUCAGAACGAGAUACUUCAAAUCUGUGAACCAAGCUGACUGUCCUGUAGUAUAAAUCUCAUGUUCGUCCUUUUGUCUCAAACCGAAUCCAUUUGAGACCAAUAUUGUCCAACUAAUGUGUGCUGCCUAUCCACUUUUUACACUCUCCUCUAGGAAGCGAAGUACAAAAUGUAUUGACUGUUAGUUAUAUGUAUUCAUAAGAUAAGCUUCUCAUGUUGUUUUUAUUUUUUCAACACAUAUUUAAUGUUUUUCUCGUUAGUUUGGGUACUGACAAUAUCGUGGCAGAAAUCUGGAAUGAUAUGACUAUUACAUGUUCAGAUUUUGUAGUGACUUUUCUUUCUUGUCAAGAGCUCUGUGAUAAAUACAUGUAUGACAUGAACAUAUAUAUCUGACAGAGCGAAGCAAACCAAAGAGUGUGAAAGUGAAAGAGGGAUUGGAAGAGAGAGAGAGAGAGAGAGAGAGAGAGAGAGAGAGAGAGAGAGAGAGAGAACAUUUUUGACACGAACAGACAGCAUGAUCUGUACUUCUACUUUUUAUAACAAACGUAAUAAACUUGCUUUACAAAAGUA
This is a messenger RNA of Aplysia californica (California sea hare), 978 nucleotides long. Its product is annotated as apolipoprotein D-like. The record is from RefSeq and is a predicted model, not a curated record. Lineage: Eukaryota; Metazoa; Mollusca; Gastropoda; Aplysiida; Aplysiidae. The transcript is spliced from 4 exons. The coding region runs from base 33 to 464 and encodes 143 amino acids.